Stylophora pistillata is the source of this 661-nucleotide messenger RNA. RefSeq lists its product as uncharacterized. NCBI's taxonomy places the organism in Eukaryota, Metazoa, Cnidaria, Anthozoa, Scleractinia, Pocilloporidae. The record is from RefSeq and is a predicted model, not a curated record.
ACACUUCAGAGAGUCUUCAACAAACAAACCAAGUUCUCUGCAAGAAACGGCAGCUUUGAGAUGAAAUCAGUCCAUUUUAUGUUCGCUCUCUCUCUUUGCGUCUCUGUUGGAUAUGCCCACAAAUGCCAUCAGUGUCAUAGCACUAAGAGUUGGGGAGACUGUGAGACCAAAGAAUUGACUUGCCCAGGGGAAAAAGAUCACUGUGCAAAAGUUAUGAUAGAGAAAUCCAACGGCCAAGAAUUCACCAAAGGUUGUACUUCAAAAGCUGAAUGCAAAGUAGAUGAACAUCCCUCUUGCAAGUCAGUUGAUUCUUCAGUAACUCUCAAAUGCGAGCUCCACUGCUGUACAGGCGAUUUGUGCAAUGCGGCUAUGGUGCCAAUGGUCAGCGCCAUCAUGCUUUUGGUCUGCGCUCUCGUGGCCUUUAUGUCUCUGUUUGGUGAACCUUGAAAAAGAUCACUGACUACAGUAAAACAGGCUCUACCACUGUAUUUGACUUUAAUUUGUGACAAACUACAACAAUAAAACGGUUUGAAAAUAGCCAUGGUAUUACUCCGUUGUUUCUAAAUUAAAACUUUCGUCCAAAAUGGACAUCAUUGUAGACAUUCCUAAGUGCAUAAUUAUUCCAAGGAAUUUAAAAUUAAAAAAACCCUGGAUUUAUUCA